Molecule: messenger RNA, 372 nt
Organism: Acanthamoeba castellanii str. Neff
Lineage: Eukaryota; Discosea; Longamoebia; Acanthamoebidae
Product: cell wall surface anchor family protein
Exons: 6
Coding region: 1-372 (123 amino acids)
Cellular component (GO): cytoplasm
Molecular function (GO): guanyl-nucleotide exchange factor activity
Source: RefSeq, a predicted model, not a curated record
AUGUGCACCGGCCCGUCGACGGUCUGUGGCAUCCUCUCCAAUGGCUCCGUUGCAUGCUGGGGCAAUAAUGAGGAAGGUGCGCUGGGAUCCGGCUUGUCAUACUCCGUCCUCUCGACCUCGGCCAGUCCGCGAUUGGUCCCGAACAUAGGCAGCGCCACUGCAAUCUCCUGUGGCGCCCUCUUCAACUGCGCCCUUGAUUCUGGCAAGGCAUACUGCUGGGGCACAACGACUACGGGCCAACUGGGCAAUGGAACGACUGGCAGUGUGGGCAGCCCGGUCCCCGUCCAAGUCCUCACCAAUGCCACCAACAUUGCCGCGAUCAGCACCGGAGUCAAUCACGCAUGCCUCAUCGAUUCGGCCUUUCAGUAUUGA